Molecule: messenger RNA, 756 nt
Organism: Trichoplax adhaerens
Lineage: Eukaryota; Metazoa; Placozoa; Uniplacotomia; Trichoplacea; Trichoplacidae
Exons: 9
Coding region: 1-756 (251 amino acids)
Biological process (GO): mRNA splicing, via spliceosome
Cellular component (GO): U2 snRNP
Molecular function (GO): U2 snRNA binding
Source: RefSeq, a predicted model, not a curated record
AUGGUUAAAUUAACUGCAGAUUUAAUUGCUAUGGCACCGCAAUUUACCAACGCUGUCAAAGAUCGAGAGUUAGAUCUUCGAGGUAAUCGGAUUACUAUUUUAGAAAACCUUGGAGCAACUUUGGAUCAAUUCGAUACCAUUGAUUUCUCGGAUAAUGGAAUUAGGAAAUUAGAAGGGUUUCCGCUGCUACGUAGACUGAAAUGUAUCCUAUUGAAUAACAAUCAACUAUGUCGUAUCGGUUCUAAUUUAGAAGAUAGUCUCCCUAUGCUGGAAGAACUUAUUUUAACUUGCAACAAUAUGCAGGAAUUGGGAGAUAUUGAACCUUUGUCGACGGUUAAAACACUCAAGUCUCUGUGCUUAUUGAAGAAUCCUAUUGCAAAUAAAAAACAUUAUCGACUUUACGUUAUCUACAAACUGCCACACAUUAAAUUGCUCGACUUUCUAAAAGUAAAGGAAAAGGAGCGCAUCGCAGCUGAGAAAUUAUUUGCAGGUUCUCAGGGAAAAGAUUUACUGAAUGAAAUUGGCAAAAAGAGUAAAACAUUUAUGCCUGGGGAAAAACUUGAGGAGGCUAAGGCUGCCGUUACAAACUCUCAUGCGAAUGCUAUCAAGGAAGCUAUUGCUAAAGCUAAUACUUUAGAAGAAGUACAACGACUGGAAGUGAUGCUGAAAGCUGGCCAAUAUCCUGAUAAUAUCAUUGCAAGCGAUAACGCUGGUGGUGACGAGAUGGAAGUUGAAGAAGUUGAAAUGGAAAGCUAA